UUAUGUUUUGCUUUAAUCCUUUACAUUAUACUUUACAAUUUAUUCUCAGCAUUUUAUUAGCCUAUUUGCCAGAAAUUUUAACUUCAACGACUUAUUUAGAUUCAGUUAAAUUAAUUGCCUGCGAUGGAGAAUUAGCAUCCCUUCAUUGCCCCCCUUACCAUCAAAUAGUCAUCGAAUCAGCCAAUUUUGGCCGUUUUGCUUUAAAAGAAUGUAAUCCAACAAGAAGGCCCGAUUUUAAUAUUUUUUGCAAUAAUCCAGAAGCUAUAGAUGUGCUAAGGGCUAGGUGGGUUUUUAAUUUUUUUUGA
Meloidogyne enterolobii is the source of this 305-nucleotide messenger RNA. The record is from the annotation of a GenBank genome assembly. NCBI's taxonomy places the organism in Eukaryota, Metazoa, Nematoda, Chromadorea, Rhabditida, Meloidogynidae.